UUUUGUUACAUUUGCCUCCAACAUGCACACUAUUGUGCUGACUUCAUUUGCUGCGAUUGUAUUUUUGACAUCACUUUCUGUCUCCUUCCCAAAAGUCCCACAUGUCCCAAUGAAGCCAACCGCUCACACCAGAAGGGGAAAGACCACGGCCUUCAGAAGAAUAAGCAUAAUAAAGUGCUGCGGGAAAAAAUCAUGUUACGUUUCUUCAAAAACCAAAGUACCACUCUUCAAUUCAACGGUCGUCAAGAGCAAUCGUAAGACAACGGGGACUAUACAUGAUUAUGUAGAAUCCAAAUCAACAAUUAUAAUGGAUUAUAAUUCCGUUGAAUCUGGCCCUGAAAAAAUGACUGAAACUUUUUCAACGCCUGUUAAAACAAUAACCGAGGACGCAAAAAGAUUUACCAUGAUUGAUUCAUCGUCAUCAAGUGUCUCAGUUUCUGAUGCUGAGACAUCUUCUGUUGGGCUAGGAAUUACUGAGACACCCUCAACAACUUUGGUAGAAUCGCUUUUGAGUUCUGCUAACAUAGUGAGGGCAGCGAGCGAAUCCACGUCAUCCAAAAUCACUGACAUUACCAUACCCACUGAACGUAUAAUAACAGUUCCAAUUGCAAAUUUAAUGCCGGCCAGUGUGGUGAGCAUUUUCACAUCAUCAAAAAUAUCAAUUACUACUGGUAGUCCUGCCGUAACUACCGAAACAACUGUUUCAACAAAACCCGACACCACUACAGCUAUGCAGACAACAACAACUAUGUCCCUUGCAGAGAAAACGUACGCAGGGGCUAUUAAGGAAUGUUGCAGUAUUGGAAUGAGCCUACUCAGUUUUGACCUGACAAUCAAAUACGAAGCAUUGAUUAACGCAAUUAAAACGUUAGGAGCGGAUGGAGAUUAUUUUUGGACAUCCGGGAUUAAAACGGCGAGCGACGGGAAAUUCGGUUUCUUAGCAGUCCAGAAGCCCUUUGGAGGAAAUGCUCGCUGGGAACCAGGUCAGCCGGACAACGCGGGCGGCAUCGAGAACGCUGUUGCAGUUUAUGUAAAUGCCAGUUACGCACGGUUGUUUGAUUUUGAGGAGAGGAAGAUAAUGAGAUUUAUAUGCGAGGGAUCUGAUGCAACAACAAAUAACACAGCCGGAACAACUGCCAGCAAUGAAUGCGCCUUUACUUACAACGUUAGCCAGAUUGAGAUUGACCAACUACUAAAUAACACUCACAACUUGGAUAUUCGAAUGAAGUGCUUUUUGCGGUGCAUGGGAGAACAAGCAGGAUUGAUGGUAAACGGAGUGUACAUUGACAGCCAAGUUUUGGCGAUUCUGGAGAAUAUGGCUCAGGGAAAUAUUAGCGAACUAUCACAGAAUGUGGCAGUUGCCACUGAAUGUGGAAACACGCCAGAUGGUAUGGACGAAUGCGAAAAGGCAGCAGAAAUUAUCAGAUGCAGCUAUGACAAAUCCCCGGAUGUUGUGAGAGCAGUUAUCACAGCCGUCGAUCAAUCGCUGCCCACGCCGCCUAAGAAUGAUUUUGUGUCUUUGCAAGGCCAGUGCCCAAGUAAUGUAUCAUGUGUCUUAGAUCCUAUUAAGCAGAAGAUAAUUGGCGAUUGCACUGGUACAUGCAAUACGACUUUGGGUGAAGUCGACCAAUUGUGUGGUAAAAAAUGGUAUCGAACGUAUGCCUCGUAUAACAACACUCAAAAUUUAACUUGCGCUUGUGCCGAAGUUGGAAUGAAAUUGGGAUCGUUGGAAAUUCCAAGCAUUUUAAAAUGCAUGCAAGUCUCCAACGCUUUUGGUGGCAUUCACGGGGUGGCAGGUUUAUUUGACAUUGCUGGCGAUGGGAAUUGGCGUUGGUGCCCAUCCAAAACACCCUUUACAGCCGAGGGAUACACCAGCGUUACGUUUGACCCUACUAAUAGGGCUGGAGUUAUAGAAUGUCAUGCGCUGACUGAUCCUGACCAGGGCAAAAAUAUUUCCACGGAUGCUUUCCAGCUGCUCACUGAUGAUGAUAGGUUUGCCUGCCUGAUUGGUGGAUUUCUUCAAAACAGUCCCUCUGGUCUAGUGCUGAAUUUUGAUAUCUGCAUGGGUCCUGUGAUUCAUUGA
Neocloeon triangulifer is the source of this 2083-nucleotide messenger RNA. RefSeq lists its product as uncharacterized. NCBI's taxonomy places the organism in Eukaryota, Metazoa, Arthropoda, Insecta, Ephemeroptera, Baetidae. The record is from RefSeq and is a predicted model, not a curated record. Gene Ontology annotation, molecular function: odorant binding. The transcript is spliced from 18 exons. Bases 23 to 2083 code for a protein of 686 amino acids.